Molecule: messenger RNA, 2177 nt
Organism: Antechinus flavipes (yellow-footed antechinus)
Lineage: Eukaryota; Metazoa; Chordata; Mammalia; Dasyuromorphia; Dasyuridae
Gene: AQP1
Product: aquaporin 1 (Colton blood group)
Exons: 4
Coding region: 155-970 (271 amino acids)
Biological process (GO): carbon dioxide transmembrane transport; renal water transport; hyperosmotic response
Cellular component (GO): membrane
Molecular function (GO): water channel activity; carbon dioxide transmembrane transporter activity; glycerol transmembrane transporter activity
Source: RefSeq, a predicted model, not a curated record
UCUCCAGAGCUCGCUGGGGCCGAGGCAGGGACGGGCAGCUGCGGCCACUGAGGCAGGGCAGGGCAGACCGGGCGGCAGCGCACAGAGCGGACAGCACACAGGGCGGACAGCGCACAGGGCGGGCGGACAGCGCACAGGUGGCGGCCCGGGCACCAUGGCCAGCGAGUUCAAGAAGAAGCUCUUCUGGAGGGCCGUGGUGGCCGAGUUCCUGGCCAUGAUCCUCUUCGUGUUCAUCAGCAUCGGCUCGGCGCUGGGCUACAACUACCCGGUGCAGGGCAACAAGACGUCGGGGGCGCCGCAGGACAACGUCAAGGUCUCGCUGGCCUUCGGCCUCAGCAUCGCCACGCUGGCGCAGAGCGUGGGCCACAUCAGCGGCGCCCACCUCAACCCAGCCGUCACCCUGGGGCUGCUGCUCAGCUGCCAGAUCAGCGUCCUGCGCGCCCUCAUGUACAUCGUGGCGCAGUCCGUGGGCGCCAUCGUGGCCACCGCCAUCCUCUCGGGCAUCACCUCCAGCCUCCCUGGCAACACCCUGGGGCUCAACGGGCUCGCCAAGGGAGUCAAUUCCGGCCAGGGCCUGGGCAUCGAGAUCAUCGGCACCCUGCAGCUGGUGCUGUGCGUGCUGGCCACCACGGACCGCCGGCGCCGCGACGUCACCGGCUCGGCGCCCCUGGCCAUCGGGCUCUCCGUGGCGCUGGGCCACCUCCUGGCGAUUGACUACACUGGCUGCGGCAUCAACCCCGCUCGCUCCUUCGGCUCGGCCGUCAUCGCCAACAACUUCGAGCACCACUGGAUUUUCUGGGUGGGGCCGUUCAUCGGGGGCGCCCUGGCCGCGCUCAUCUACGACUUCAUCCUGGCCCCGCGCAGCAGCGAGCUCACGGACCGCAUGAAGGUCUGGACCAGCGGCCAGGCGGAGGAGUACGACCUGGACGCCGACGACCUCAACUCCCGGGUGGAGAUGAAGCCCAAGUAGAGGCGGCCGCCCGGAGCGGGGGCGGGGCGCGACGGGCCGGGGGGCGGGGGCGGGCUGGGGGAGAUCUCUGUCGUAGCCUCACGCAGCGGACGCGGGCCGGCCGGGCCUCCGGGCGCCGGCCUCCGGCUGUCUCCGCAGCUUUCUUUCUCUUAACUUGCCUCCUCUUUCUCGCGCUGGGUGCUGAGGUCCGCACGGGGGUGCUCGCUCCCCCGAGACUGGGACGCGGGCCGGGGAAGGGAGCGCUUCCAAGCAGCUCCCCCUCCCCGGCCGCGGACUGUUGAAGGGCAGGGGGCCGGGCAGCCGAGGGGUUUGCCGCUGGGAGGAGAAGGGGGGGGGGCGCCUGCCGAGCUCUCCGGCCCCAGUUUCCCGCAGACCCGCCCCUUGCUCCAAAUUCUGUCAUCUGAGGGAUCUCGGCUUUCCCGUCUGUGAGAUGGGCGCACUGGACGAGAUGCUCUCCGCCAUGUCUUGGAGCACAAUCCCCCUCCAUCUCCGACCCCGGCUCCCCCUGCACAAUUCUUCCCUCUGGAAGGAUCGCGGGGAUUUCGGCCUCCGCUUCCUUUUGCCAGUGUAGACCAGACCAAGCUCACCGUAAGGUCCCCCCGCCCACGAGGAUGUGGGCCCUGCCCCGUAGCCUUAGGCCGGGAGGCCCGAAUGGCCUUGUCCGGGGCCUGUCGGUCCGCCGGGAGCCGGUCCAGGCCGUCCCGGGGCCUCGGGGGCUGCUCUCCCAAGGGCUCAGCGGGAGUCAGGGCCAUAGCGACCGCUCAGGCAGCCCCUCCCCCAGGCUCCCAGAGCCCGCAGCCCGGGGGGGAGGGCCCCCUCCCCGCGCCCCCAGCCGGGCCCCCACAUCCCCAGGCACCGGGAGGAGCCCCCAGGCCGGGCCCCAGGGUGACAGCACCCAGCACUGCAGGCUUUCCCUUUGCUGCUGCGCACUUUCUCACAUAUACACGCGCGGUUCUGACAGACGAGGCCGCGGAGACGGGGCCGGGGCGGGCAGGGACGGGGACCGGAGCUUUGGGCGCCGGUUCUCCCCCCAGGCCCGGCCAGAGGCGGGCCGUGUGCAGCCUGUUCCCUCCCCUGGCCGGGGCCGGGGCAGAAGCGGGGCCUUGUGGCCCCCCUUGCUCACGCCCGGCGGCCUGUCUCUGCCCUGGGGCAGCUUCUGCCUCCUUGGGCUCCGAAUCUCACGAACAAUAAAGGUGUAUGACUCGAA